Homarus americanus (American lobster) is the source of this 12020-nucleotide messenger RNA. Its product is annotated as cyclic nucleotide-gated cation channel alpha-3-like. The transcript has 10 exons. Gene Ontology annotation, biological process: potassium ion transport; monoatomic cation transmembrane transport. Lineage: Eukaryota; Metazoa; Arthropoda; Malacostraca; Decapoda; Nephropidae. Gene Ontology annotation, molecular function: intracellularly cAMP-activated cation channel activity; protein-containing complex binding; intracellularly cGMP-activated cation channel activity. Gene Ontology annotation, cellular component: plasma membrane; intracellular cyclic nucleotide activated cation channel complex. The record is from RefSeq and is a predicted model, not a curated record. Bases 20 to 2734 code for a protein of 904 amino acids.
UGCCCCAGGGCCCCACAACAUGUCGGGGCGGCGGAUGUGGGGGAUGGGCUCCAAGAGGAUGAGCGGUGAUGGAGGAAGAGUCCGCUACACCACCUACCACGGCGCCAACGAGGACGAACUCGAAGACAUCGCCGUCGUGUCCAACGCUGACCCGGGCCAGGUCAAGUAUGGUUCCGGCCCCAUCACCGCCAACGGUCCCCGGGUCAUUCCAGGGAUCAUCACUACACAGCGAAUGAGUAUGUCCGGUAGUCGCCUUAACACAGGCUCCCCCGUCUACAUCGAGAAACCUCAGGGCUCCCUCAAGGGUAAGUCCGUCUCCCGCCAGUCCCUGCUCGACAUUGUAUCCUCCAAGAUCAGCAUCGGCAGCAGGAAGCGGUUCUCCAGAGAGUCCUUCUCGGCGUCCUACGUUAACCGCGCCCAUGUGGCCUCCGAGCUCGACAUAAGCCGGAAGACUCGGGAGGCUCGCAAGAAGGAGAUCAAGAGCCGGUUUAGUAAAGUGGAUAAGUGGGAGUCGAGCACCAGUAGUUCGGAUAAGAAGACGGGGUGUAGAUGGACCUUUGUAUUCGACCCGGCGGGGAGACUCUGUUACUACUGGUCUCUGGUUGUGUCGUUAGCAUUUUUGUACAAUCUGUGGGUGAUGGUGUAUCGCUUCGCCUUCCAAGAGAUUACCAGAAACAGUAUUCUUGUUUGGUUUUUGUUGGAUUAUUUCGCUGAUCUGAUAUACGUUUUAGAUAUCCUGUUUCACUUCCGGACCGGGUACCUGGAGGAUGGGGUGUUACAGACUGACUCGCGCAAAUUGAGACAACAUUACAUGAACUCCACUACCUUUUACGUUGACUGUUUAUGCUUGUUACCGUUAGAUUUCUUGUAUUUAUCCAUAAACUUUAAGUCCAUAUUGAGAUGUUUUCGCUUAGUGAAGAUCUACAAGUACUGGCACUUUCUAGAUAGAACUGAAAGACACACCAACUCUCCCAACCUGUUCCGUUCCAUCAGUCUUAUACACUACCUGUUGGUCAUCUUUCACUGGAACGCUUGCCUCUUCUAUAUCAUCGCCAAGAACGACGGCUUCAGCUUCAAACCCCAGUUCGUCUAUUCCAACAACGCUUCUGAAGACGUGGUUCUCGAAUACCUUAAAGUCUUUUACUGGUGCACCCUCAGCCUCACUACCAUCGGAGGUAAUCCAAUCCACGAAGAUCCAGGUAACAGAACGCGACACUUGGCGACCCUUAACACCCGCACCAAAACCGACUACCUCUACCAGAUCGCCCAGCUUAUGUUUGGUCUUCUCCUAUUCGCCACCGUCCUCGGCCACAUCGCCAAUAUCGUCACCAACGUUUCCGCCGCCAGGAAGGAAUUUCAAGCCAAGCUGGACGGCGUCAAGACUUACAUGCGCAUGCGCAGAGUCCCGGCACACCUGCAGGCGAAAGUGAUCAAGUGGUUCGAUUAUCUGUGGCUGACGCAGAAGUGCUCAGACGAGGAGAAGGCCGUCAGCUGUUUACCAGAUAAGCUGAAGGCGGAGAUGGCUAUACACGUACACUUGGACACGUUGAAAAGAGUUGAGAUCUUCCAAAACACAGAGGCGGGCUUCCUGUGUGAGCUAGUUCUUCACCUCCGACCUGUUCUCUUCUCCCCCGGCGACUAUAUCUGCAGGAAAGGGGAGGUAGGCAAAGAGAUGUAUAUAGUCAACCGCGGUAAGCUGCAUGUGGUGGCGGACAACGGCAAGACCAUGUUGGCUACACUGAAGGCUGGCUCAUACUUCGGCGAGAUCUCCAUCCUCAAUAUGGGCACUGCAGGUAACAGACGGACGGCGUCAGUCCGGUCGGUGGGCUACAGCGACCUCUUCGUGUUGUCUAAGAAGGACAUGUGGGACGUGUUAAAGGAGUACCCCGCCGCCAGGGUCAGACUCGAGGCCAUCGCAGCCAAAAGACUCGAAAAGUACAAAAAAGCCCCGCUGGAGAAAGCCGCCAUGGGUCGGAGUAGCUCCACCCCUGGCUUGGUCGAGUCCACCGGCAGAGUGCCCCUGGAGGAGAUGUGGCUGCCCCCAGUGCCCCCAAUGAAGUUGCCCCCGCCUUGCCCCACCCCAGGCUACAGCCCCGCUACCAGUCUCAGAUCCCGGGCGCACCGAUCCCAGACGUUGGAGUCAGAGAGAUUCACGCUGGAGUCUGCCUUGAGUGACUCCUCGUCUAGACAUUCUACUGACGACGACAAGGGUACCCACACCCUCCAGCACCCGUUCAUCCAGGGCCCCCCACCACACUCUGCAGGCACCACGGCCAGCGUCACCUCAUACGACAGUGCGGACAAGAGAUCAACCAUCACCUCCCCUAGCAACGUCAUGUCACCGGUUACAUCACCCAACUACGGAUCGUCAGGGGUGGCGUACACUCUACCAGUGCCGCCGCCUCUCACUGACCACAGCACUUCCCCUGCUUCUGACCUGGGCCUCUCACCUGCCUCUCUGAUUGUUACUCCAGGUAUGCUACAAGGAUCACAUAGUGCAGGGGCCUUAACUCGGGAUUCCUCACCUCAAGAACUCCUGCUGGGAGAAAUCAGACGUCUACGGGAACGCCUGGUCAGCUUGGAGACGGAGAAUGCCACUAUGACCAUGAAACUAACGCAACAGCAGUGGGAGGUUGAACAUAGGUUACACGAGAUAGAGCUUCAGUUGUGUCCGAAUUCGAGUAAUACCUCUAGCGCCGAUGACAAUGAGAGGAACCGCGAGAGUAUUAUUUAGAAUGGUGUUACUGUACUUGGUGUGGAGUGUUGACGGUAGAGGAAGUUAUUAGACAGGUACAGACAGGUGUUAAGUUGUUAUUAGACAGGUAUAGUGUUAUUAGACAGGUACAGACAGGUGUUAAGUUGUUAUUAGACAGGUACAGAGGGUGUUAUUAGACAGGUACAUACAGGUGUUAAGUUGUUAUUAGACAGGUACAGAGGGUGCUAUUAGACAGGUACAGCAGGUGUUAUUAGACAGGUACAGAGGGUGUUAUUAGACAGGUACAGCAGGUGUUAUUAGACAGGUACAGCAGGUGUUAUUAGACAGGUACAGACAGCGGUUAGUAGACAGGUAUAGUGUUAUUAGACAGGUACAGAUGGUGUUAUUAGACAGGUGUUAUUAGACAGGUACAGGCGGUGUAAUAAUAGGCUUGUGAACUGUGUAUACAUGAUUUCAGAAGAUGUUAUGGACGGUGAAAUUGGACAGUAACACCAGCAGCAACACUGAGAGCGACAGAUAGAGAGAGAGACGGAAAGAGAAAGAGACAGAAAGUGAAAAUAACAGACAGACAGAGAAUGCAGGUGUGACAGUAUUGUGUAGAGGUGUGACAGUAUUAUGUAGAGUUGUGACAGUAUUAUGUAGAGUUGUGACAGUAUUAUGUAGAGUUGUGACAGUAUUAUGUAGAGUUGUGACAGUAUUAUGUAGAGUUGUGACAGUAUUAUGUAGAGUUGUGACAGUAUUAUGUAGAGUUGUGACAGUAUUAUGUAGAGUUGUGGCAGUAUUAUGUAGAGUUGUGGCAGUAUUAUGUAGAGGUGUGACAGUAUUAUGUAGAGUUAUGACAGUAUUAUGUAGAAGGCGACGAGAAAAUGCCAUGUAGAACAGGGUGAUCCAACCACCUUUGCUUAUUUCAUUUCCAUAUAUACAUGCCCUGGAUAGCUAAAAAAAAUGCCCUGGGUAGCUAAAAAAAAUGCCCUCUCAAGUAGCCAUCGGAGCUCUAUCUGUCUAUUGAGUCGCUAUCCAUUAUUUGGUAGUCCUGAAAGAGAGGAAACUGAACAUAUAUCAAGAGGAGACGAACAGAGAUAAUUGAGAAUAAGAAGAAAGAGGGAUAGAAGUCAUAGAAAACGUACAAGUUAUACGGUAGAGAAAACGUAUAAAAGGGGGGACUGAAAUAUAAUUGUUAGAAAUGGAAAAUGAAAGAUCGUGAUGAAUGUAAUGAGUGAUAUACUAAAUUGAUAGAAUAAGGGAGAAAAUAGAGAAGGGGGAAUAAAGCAUAAUAGACAGAAUAUGUGUUAGAAAGUGUGAUGUUAAUAGGAGGAAUUGGAUAAAUUAAUGAAAGGGAAGAUGGAGCAUAAUAUAUCGAGUGAAAGUAAAAUGCAGCACAGUACUGUAGUUAAGUUGGAGGUAUGUUAUAUGAGGGCAAGACGGGCAGCACACUUAUAAUAGUAAUUUAUAGAAAUUUCAAUACUUACAUGAAUUUCCUAUUACACUUAACGCCGUCUUCAUUUCCAAUAUUUUUUUAUAAUACCUGUAUAACGUAAAUCAUAUUUUUACAUAGUAUUUAAUAAAAACAAAGUAAAAUCACUACCUUUUGACGUUGUGCCAAAAAUUAACCUUCUGAAUUUUAGUGAUAUGUAGAAAGACUUUAGAAAUCUGUUUAAGCACUGCCACAUAUAUGCAUAUAUAUAUAUGUACUGUAUACAGCGUGUGUAUAUUUUUUCGUUGAAUUAAGUGAACACUACUAAAGAGUAAACACAUAUUCUAGAUUUCAAAAAUUGUGUCUUAAAAUAACCAUCAUCAUAUCAUAGGAGUUUAUGAACGGUUUAAAACACAUAAGACAUACAUUAUACAUAACAGUGGCAAAUUAUAACACAAUUAAAAAAAAACACAAUUUAUUAUGUACAGAACUUACUGUAUGUACAAGUGAUGUGCCAAAAAUGUACAAUUUAGAUUUGUGCCAGAACGAUUAUUCGGGUGUUCAGCGAUUUUCUGAACUAGUACAAGAAUUAAAUACAUUCUGAAUUGUCAAGAAAGUAUAGAGAGAAUUGAAUGAUUGAUGGUUACACACAUAACAAAUUGUCUCAAAGGUAAACGCAUGAUAGUAUGUCGAGCGAUACACCACUGUGUAUAAUGGAGGAAAGAACAAGUAUAUCUGCUGAAAGGUUAUACCAAAUUGUACAUUGAAAGAAUAUAUUCCAGACUGUAGUAUAUGUUCAAGAUUUAAACCAAAUUGUAUAUCUCGUAGGAUAUCAGUAUACCUGUACUGUAAUUUGCAUGUUAAAGGGAUAUAUAUAAAUACCUGUACUACCUUGUAUUUUGUAAGGAAUAUAGUCAAUUAGGUUGGUGGGUUAUAUGAAAUUGUGUGUUCAGAACUAUACUGUACCUGUUUUAGCCACUGUCAACACCACCUUAUAUACCUGUCUAAAUUACUACCUGUCAAACACACCUCUUCUCCACCUCUCUCUCUCUCUCUUCUCUCUCUCUUACUCUCUACCCCUCUCACUACACAUCUCACUACAUAAUGAAUCAGUCAUAUCUAAAUUUGGAAAUACCAAUAAUAGAGGAUCCUAGCGUGGUGAGGCAGGGCAUUACCUCCUGGCGUUAAGGGCCUGCGGUGUGAUGAGUAAAUGACGCGUUCGUUUAUAUUUUAGUUUAAAGAGGAGUAAUUGAGUCUUUGGUGACGUGGUUGAGGCUGUACUUAAACGUAGAUAGUCAUGUGGUCAUCAACGAGGUGCUUGAUAUGUUGAUGACGUUGUUGAGUCGUUAAUGAGGUGGUUGGAGUGAUUAACGACAUGGUAGGGGGGAGGGGGUUGUUAAAACGCUCCUUGAAUUGUUGACCUAAGUUGUUUUUUUAGCCAUAAUUGCAACACAAUCAUCCCAAUCAAUUUUUUAAAUAUAUAAAUAUAUAUAAAUAAAUAAAUACAUAUAUAUAUAUAUAAUAUAUAUAUAUAUAUAUAUAUAUAUAUAUAUAUAUAUAUAUAUAUAUAUAUAUAUAUAUAUAUAUAUAUAUAUAUAUCUGUAGUAAAGCUGAGUGCCGUGAACAGCUGGGUUAGACCAGUUGUGUUAUAUCCCACGGUGUUCUCACUGUAGACCAGUUACUACAAUAUCCACGCCACCUGUACCCAGCGUUAUUACCUCUUGUCUUCUGCUGGCUGCUGGAAGGAAGAUAAAUACACAAACUUAAGAGAAUGAACAGUGAUUAUUCUCGAUAACCCUGCGGCGUGUUUGGUUCCUGAGGUUGGUGGCUCGCGGCUGUGUAUCAAGUGAUUCUCGCCCUUUAGUACAGCGCGAGGACUAGCCAAAGAUAAUCUGAAAAGAUGAUUAUGCAGUGUAUAAGAACAGCUUGAGUAUUAAGCGGUUUACUGCAUAUAUAUUAUCUCUCAUGUACAGGAAUAGCUCUAUGAGUUUACAGAAAAUAUUUAUGGCGUGGGUACACAAGAUGUGCUCAAAGUCAUCGGUCCAUUUCUUUACGUUUUUCCCGCCACAACAAUUAGGUGAUGAUACAUGGUGGCGAGUGAGUGUCCUCCAAGACGUAGUAAAUGUAUGCACAAUCACUUAUGUGCACCUCCAGAGUCGUCUUACGCAUCGGUGAAGUGAUGCACAUCUCUUGUCCUCGCGCCACAUGUCUUUAUAGUUAUUAAAUAUAUAUGUAACUCAUAUAGUAUUUUCUAAUACCGGCCUAGGACUGAUACAGACUUGGGUCACAGCGCCGUUCUGUUGUUUGUAAGUCUCCUUUUCUACAGUAGAGUUUUCUUAUUGUUAUAAAUAUACAUAUAUAAAUAAAUAUAUAUAUAAACAAAAAUAUAUGGUAAUAGAAUUGCAGUAUUUCAUGGAAUAUAAAUACCGUGAAUAACUUAUAUCUUGGGCGGAGUGCCAACCUUCUCCUUAAUGCAAGUGUGCCAUUAUACUGACGGUGGGGAGGACCUUGUGGUGGUGUUAGUGGAUGUGGCGGUGCUGACCCAGGCCACCCACUGAUCCUACAGAACUCAGAGCCAGGCCAUCACAAGGUCUCCUGCGGUAUAUAACUUUCAAUGUUGAAUUUUUUUUUAUUGAAUCACUUGUUUACGCCCGACUUAACCUGGAGCUUGUUAGCCAUUCCUUUUGAGGCUCACUACACUACACUAUUCAGUAGACUAAUAAUCAUGUUUAAGCUCUUGUUAAUGUUAACCUUUUGUUUGUCUUAGGCUUUUUUGACAUUUGAUAAGGUUAUAUAGUCUGGAUGGUUCGUAGAGUAAGGAGGAGGUAAUUAAGUUUUAUUUCAAGUAUGACGAACUUUAUCCACGAAAAAGAACAAUGGUUUCACAAACUAUAUCGAUGACCAUAUUCCAAAAACACAUUUGAUUCCAUCCAUGCACGCGAGACGAAUUAUUUGAGUGAAGUUAUGAUUUUGUCAGAUCUUAAUACCAAUUUUUCCCGCCAAAUAUGUCAGUUGUUUCACAAAGUUCCCGCCAAAUGUAGUGAUUAUUUCUUGUAGUGUGUGAGACGAUUGUCAUGUGUAUGGCAGGAAGGAAGCCGCCGGCAAGUUACUGUGGGGGAGGUAUAGGGCGCUCUACAAAUACAAUAUAACCAUGAUAUCAUUUAUUGUAAAUUUACAACUUUAAAUACUUUUGCUAGGAAAUUUUUGAGAUAUUAGAAAUUAUAAAAAAUAUAUAUAUGAAUGCAGUCCAUGGUUGCCAGUUAUUGUAAGGCACUUCAAUAUAUAAAGUUCAAUCUUUUAACAAUCUUUUAACGAUCUCAUAAAGUAAUUAGGAUAGUUCAUCUUUUUAUACAUUAAUUUCAAACACAAGAAAUUAUUGAAUUUGAAAGUUAUGUCCAGUUGCCUUAGUGGCUAAUUAGGGUCACCUGAAAAUUAACCCUCAGCACAUUUCACCUGGUGAUUAACCACCUUAACGCUAACGUAACCUAUCCUAAUGUUAACAUAACUUAAUCCAAACCUAAUGUCACCAAAACCUAAUUUAAUGCUAACCUAACCAAACGUAACCAAAGCUAAUUUAACCUAAUGGCUAACCUAACAACCCAACCUAGCGCUAACCUGACAACCCAACCUACCGCUAACCUGACAACCCAACCUAGCGCUAACCUGAAAACCCAACCUAACGCUAACCUGACAACCCAACCUAGCGCUAACCUGAAAACCCAACCUAACGCUAACCUAACCUAAAUUAACCCCUAUGUAGCGUUAUGGUGUUUAAGCAAGUGAAAUAAACUGUAGAGGUUAAUCUACAGGUCAUUCGCUAAUUACUGUAUUAUAUUUAUUAAAGAAUCGUGACCAGUUGACGACAGUGAAGUUCAGCUGGAGUACAAUAAACACAAUAACUAUUACAAUAUCUCGUAAAAGUGACUCAUACAAUUCUCUCGAAGCUUCAGCACAAAUAGUUAUCUCCGUAGUGGUGUGGCGACUCACUGACUCACCACCACACUGACUCAUCUCCACACUGUGACUCCCCUUCAUGCUGAUUCACACGACCGCAUUGACUCACCUCAAGACUGACUCAUCUUCAUACUGACUCACCACCACACUGACUCACACACUAAUUCUCACCAACACGGAAAAGCUUAGACCCCGUACGAUAUCUGACACUAAUCCGUACUCGUUAUACCUUAUAUCAGAAUAAAAGUUAAUGAAGAUCAACCACAAAAAAAUAAAUAUCAAGAAAUAAUAUCAAGAUUACACUAAUAUUUUACCUUAAAGUACAUAACAGUCACGCAUUACCAGACGAAAUUAAGGCAAGACGUUAUAAAUAUUGUGUACGUCAAUUUUGUCUCCUUGCUGGUGAUAAAUGAAUGUAUGCAGUUAAUGUAAAGUUUUUGUUUGAUGUUUUACUAUUUUUAACAUAUCUUUUAUCUUGCGUUAAAUUAUUAAGUACGUACUUUCUUGACAUUUUCUGAAAUAUACAUCAACCAAUCAAUCGGGUACUGUCAUUAUGCCCCAAACUUAACUUAACCUAAAAAGUCUAGUAUCGUGUAAAACAACACUUUGUAAGGGUAGGUUAUGAUAAACUGAUUUGUUAUCAUUUACAAUAUCUAGUUCAUUAUAACAUAGAUUAUAAUAACUUUUUAACGCAGGACAUAAAGUAUAUCUCUCAAUAAUAAUGAUCUAAGAAGUCGUACGAUAACUUCACCUCCAGACUGACAGAGUAACUCACCAUUGUUCUGUGCUAACUUUUUACCAGGACAUAAAACAAUUUUAUCUGCCAUAUGACAAAACCUUGAUGAAUUUUAAUGUUGCUCAGCCCAAGGCAAUCCUAUGCAAGUGUAAUAUAUACAUAUUCAGUGAAGUUAACUGUGAAUAUAAAUUGUAAGAAUGAAUUUGUGGUUUGUUAUAGACUCAAUGAAAGUAUUUGUCUGCGUAGCGAGACUUGAGCGGCUUCGUUGGGUUGCGGUCCUAGACGAUAUAAUUACAGUAUUAGUGUAAAACAAAGGAAUAUUUUGAGUCGAAAAAAUUUACUUUGUGUAAGAUCCUAUUAUAAUUCGAAGUGACUGUAAUUUGGUAAGAAGAUUCAUUUCACUACUGUACUUGCACUAGUCAUCAGUACCUGUUUGGGGUGGUAGGAGGGUCAACACCUGACACUGAACAGCCAUCCACAGGUAGGGUAUCCGUGCUGUAGUAUUUGGUUCAUUAUACUAUGACCCCCAAACACGAGCGUAAGUCAGGUCAUGAGACACCCCAUGCACUAAACUGUGAUUAUUGGUCAUUGAUAACAGGAAGAAUACCUUGUUGAUAAAGUAGCAGGAUUUUUAUUGGCUAAAAUUCAUACCCGUCUGUUAGUGAUUAUAUCUCCUGGGACUGCCAAGUAGGAGACAAGAGUUACACACCCCUGGCUGGUAGUUAUUGUAUAAAAAUAUAAAAGUUCUACAGUGUUCUUGACAAGGAGUGUACUGUACCCGUGUAUAAACAGUAUAUUUAUUAACGAGCAAUAUACAAUAGUGUUAUUGUUUAUUACAGUAAUCCUAAUUUAAGUGUUAUAUUGUCAUGUCAGGACUCAUUAUUAUUAUUAUUUUAAGUUUAUUCUUUUUUAAUAUCAAUAAAAGAGUAAGAACUCCCCCACACACUUCAUGUUCAGUACAGUAUGAUGUAAUGUACUGAUUUCCCACACACAAUAACAGUACAGAGUGUGGACAGUACAUGAACUAAACCCCAGUUGAGUCCACUCAAGUAUUAUUAAUAUAGAGUCAAAGUCCAUUAACUGUGCUGUCGUGAACCUGUGUUGAACCCUUACUGGCAGUGAGGAGUGCUGCCACUCGCAGCCGUGGUUACUAUGUCAUCUUUCAUGACAGUUUCAAGUUGAAGGGACAACUACACCUUUGUGCUGAAGCUUGAGAGUCACGCCUACCCUUACCACACCUCAGUGGAUGAUAUAGGUAAGGGAACUGUGUUAGCUAACUAAAAAGCCAGAUCUGGUUCUCAACUCAAUAAUUAUUUCAUGUGAUAACUAAGUAUAACUUGCCUCCAAUAUUUUUUAUAUACGCAAACGCUUUUCUCGGAAUAUUACGCGUAAACUUCUUAAUAAAAUCUUCCAGCUUCGAAUCUCCGUUUAUAAAGAUGGUUUCUAUGAAAUCGAUAAUUCGCCUUCUUACUCUUCUUCGCUUCACCGCAACACUCUGCUUUCUCUUAUUGUAUUAUUGUUGACGAAAACUUCACUAAUAUUUUGUUCUAACUUUUGAUAAUAAUUCUAACUUUUUAAUUAAUAUCCGUCUCUGUGUGGGUGGUUAUGAGUUAGUGUUGACCAUAGCAGCGACCACUACCUGACGCCGUGUUAGUUGUAUCAAGACCCGCGCAAGUUACGGUCACAGUAGAGUAUUAUCAAGACCCGCGCAAGUUACGGUCACAGUAGAGUAUUAUCAAGACCCGCGCAAGUUACGGUCACAGUAGAGUAUUAUCAAGACCCGCGCAAGUUACGGUCACAGUAGAGUAUUAUCAAGACCCGCGCAAGUUACGGUCACAGUAGAGUAUUAUCAAGACCCGCGCAAGUUACGGUCACAGUAGAGUAUUAUCAAGACCCGCGCAAGUUACGGUCACAGUAGAGUAUUAUCAAGACCCGCGCAAGUUACGGUCACAGUAGAGUAUUAUCAAGACCCGCGUUAGUUAUGCUACGGCAGCGCAUGUUACCACCAGACCAAAAUAACUUACACACCACUGUACGUCUUCCCGCCAAGAUAAUUAUUUAGAAUGUCUGUGAAUUUUCAUGUUUUCUCAACCUAACCCAGAUUACCUAACCUAAGAUCUUAAAACUAAACUUAACCAGAUAAUCCGAACUUAACCGAAUUGAACCCUAUCUAAACUAACAUAAUGCUAAUGAUGUAAUCUAACCUAACUUGUUAUCUUAAAUUAACCUAAAUUAUGUAACUUAAACUAACCUGAUCAUAUCACUGUUACCAACCUCGUGUUUGCUUGUGUGUGUUGUCCAUAUUGUGUGAAUAAUUUUGUGCCAUUGUAAUAGGAAUAAGUGUUACCAAUCCAAUGUGAAUCAGUGUGACGUAUAGGUUUAACCAACCUAGUGUGAGCCAGUGUUACCAAAACAAGGAUACAAGACACCCAAAUCAACCACAAUCGAGUGAUCACUGUACACCAUGUUUUUGGUUGACAUAAUAAGCGGAAUGUCUGGUUGACUGCCUGCGGUGAACUUGACUAGUUUACCGGAUACAUCUGACUUGUGGUUGAGAGCUACGGUUAAUAGUAUGGUUGAAUGAUGUUCAUUAGUGUCUUGGUUGGUUGUGUGGGUGAUAGUUAUUACUGUUAUGGUUGACAGUGUGAUGGUUGGUGGUGGUAAUAUUAUGGGUUAAGAUUCUCUCAUUGCUGCAGCAUGUGACCAGAUACGAAGUCUUGGUACAGUCGCCGGGUGAAGUGGUUGUUGCCGAUGUUAAUGCUAUAACAAACUACUGUACAGUGACAGUUGUAGCCUCCAGCACAGAUGACAGUUUUACCAAUAAUUCAUUCAAUCAUUUUUAGGACGAUAUAAUGCUAGUUUAAUUACGUAAAAGUUGGGCGUCCUUAGUGGGCAACACCGCUUAUGGUGGGGUGGGGGAGUUACCAGCUAGUACUGUAAUGUUAGUUGAAUAUGUCAACUCACAAUCAUCUUAUUACUGAAUUUUUUAAAGCAACUGGCAAUCCUUCCCCACAAGUUCUGUGAAUUUUUGAGGAUUAUGACUUUGUAAGAAGAAGGUGGCGUUCCCUAGGUGGGAGAGAGACGGUGGUGGCGAGCGGUGGUGUACUGCCGCAUCGCCACGCACAUCCUCCUGCCCCUUGGGGUACUGUUAUGCAUGCAUGUGCCAUUUUAAUUUUUGGAAUAAAAACGGAAAUGAUCAA